Molecule: messenger RNA, 1760 nt
Organism: Halichondria panicea
Lineage: Eukaryota; Metazoa; Porifera; Demospongiae; Suberitida; Halichondriidae
Product: trimeric intracellular cation channel type 1B.2-like
Exons: 5
Coding region: 60-938 (292 amino acids)
Biological process (GO): potassium ion transmembrane transport
Cellular component (GO): membrane
Molecular function (GO): identical protein binding; potassium channel activity
Source: RefSeq, a predicted model, not a curated record
AUAGCAGCUUUGGCCUUUGCCACGCCCACUUGAGGAUGCUGUGCUGAAACAGGAACACAAUGGAGGAACAGAACAACUUCACUGCUGAGUGGCUGCUAUCGACUGAUGUAUGGACAGGAUUGGCUCACUAUUAUGUGUCUCUGCCUCUGUAUCCAGUGUUCCAAACGGUUCACUUUAUUCUGACUGCAGUGGCACUUCGAAGCGAAAAGGGUAGCCUCCAGUUUGCAUUCAAGCACCCGAUAGCGUCUUGUGUGCUGACGUUUAUUGUGGCAUGUGCCGGUGGGAUUCUGGCUAACAUGGCUCUGGCCAAACCUCCCCUGGAGAGUGUAGUCAACGGAUGGAACGUGUUUACUUGUAUCGUUGUCUGGUACCUGAUAUUCUUCAGCCCAUUGGAUCUGUGUUAUGUGCUCACUUUCUUCACACCACUGAAGCUGGUGCUGCUACUAGUGGAGGAGCUCGCGAGGGCUAAGAAGAUAUAUGCUGGGGUCACUCUGGCUGCUUCAGCCUACCCAAACUCUCUUCUGGCUAUGGCUGUGGUGGGAAUGUUCAAAGGUAGUGGCAAGCGCUGGGGUAUCACUAUUUUCCGUCUGUCAUGUGACCCACAGUCAGCUGGACAACAUGAGUUACUACAGAUAUCUUUUGCCACCAAAGCUGCCUUUGUGUGUGGGGCUGUGUAUGCAUACAACCAGAUGACCCUUCUUAUCGACCCUCCUCUACUUGUGCUUGUAUGUGCGGUUGUUUUUGUGUCACUACGACUCUGCCUAUUCUUCACCUCAAUGGUCGACCCAUUUUCACUUCCACAAGGGUUAAGCUGGAAAAUCAUGACAAGUCUAUCACAUACCCCAAGAGAGAUUGUUCAGCAGGAACCAAAAACGUCAUCAAAACAUGAACAGUUGAGCAAACAACGCCAUAAAACAAACAAACAAAAAAGAGAUUGAUUAUGAUUUAUAAUUAUAAAUAUUCACACAAAUGCUGAUAAUUAUGAUCAUGAUUUUUCUUGUACAAUCAAAAUGGAGUGAUUGAUAAUGAGGAGUAGAUAUCAGUACUGUAAAAAUAGGUGAAUAUAUAUAUAAUUAUUGUCAUCACAUACUAAACUCACUCUAAAAUGUCGGCCUGUAGCUAGUAGGACUGUAAGCAUUAAGGGGGUGCUCCAACUUCAGCAACUUCUUAGGUCUUUGGAAUAUUCCCGUAGUGUCAGUCGCUCCAAAUCGAAAUAAGUGCAUGUUAUCGUGCACCCGAUCAGUGCUGGAGGGGACCUCCAAGUACUCUACAUCAUCAGGGCUACAUUUAGGAUGGAUAUCGAACGCAUCUUCAUUAUCAGACGUUUCUCCAUAGGUUUCCCCAUAGUCGUAUUGCUCCUCUUCACACUUCUCAGGUUCAAUCUUGACGGCUACCUCUUGUUGAGCCAACGACAAGCUGUCCAACACAAAUAGUUUUUUCUUCUGUUUUUUCUUUUGUUCUUUGCCAACUAAGGAAUUAUUUGCAGGAAAAAUACUGUCCUCUAUACGAAACUUGAAUGCUGUUGAUUCAGACUUAUACGAGAAACUCUCACCGAGUGAAAAACUGGGCGACUCUAGAGCUUGAGUAGGCUCAUUUCUUGGUGUCCUGGAGGCUGAGCCAAAAUAUGCGUUUCCUUGGUCACCAUGUGUUUUUUGGGCCGUUAACUCAGCCUGUGGUUUUCCAAAUUGAAAAGGUUGUUGCCUGCCUUCAGUACGAGUUCGUUUCAAAGAGUGUGACGAAACUGUAUGCUGAACAAAAGA